Python bivittatus (Burmese python) is the source of this 588-nucleotide messenger RNA. RefSeq names its product prefoldin subunit 1 (gene PFDN1). Lineage: Eukaryota; Metazoa; Chordata; Lepidosauria; Squamata; Pythonidae. The record is from RefSeq and is a predicted model, not a curated record. Gene Ontology annotation, molecular function: protein folding chaperone. Gene Ontology annotation, biological process: protein folding. Gene Ontology annotation, cellular component: cytoplasm; prefoldin complex.
CGUUAAAGCUGUUGCCCAUGCGCAUGCGUAGCUUUUUUGGACUAGUUAAAAUGGCGGCUCCCGUGGAUCUUGAGCUGAAAAAGGCAUUUUCUGAACUUCAAGCCAAGGUCAUUGAAACCCAACAAAAGGUGAAACUGGCAGAUAUACAGAUAGAUCAGCUGAACAGAACAAAGAAGCAUGCACAUCUUACAGAUACAGAGAUCAUGACUUUGGCUGAAGAAACAAGGAUGUAUGAAGGUAUAGGACGAAUGUUUAUUCUUCAUCCAAAAGAAGUAAUUCACAACCAGCUCUUAGAAAAACAAAAAAUAGCAGAAGACAAAAUUAAGGAACUGGAGCAGAGGAAGUCAUAUCUGGAACGGAGUGUAAAAGAAGCUGAAGAUAAUAUCCGGGAGAUGCUUAUGGCUAGAAGAGCACAAUAAGUUCCUUACAUUUGGACUGAAUAGCUGAAAGCAGAGAUUUUGAACCCUUAUUGUUAUACAUCUUUGAAUGUUAAAGAUAUGAAGAGCUUGGUUUGUGCAGCUAGCUACAUCAUGUCAACCCAACCUUGUAUUUUGAUGCACUAAUAAAUUACUUAAUUUAUAUACCAUG